This is a messenger RNA of Haliotis rufescens (red abalone), 1669 nucleotides long. Its product is annotated as 28S ribosomal protein S16, mitochondrial-like. Bases 135 to 509 code for a protein of 124 amino acids. The record is from RefSeq and is a predicted model, not a curated record. Gene Ontology annotation, cellular component: mitochondrial small ribosomal subunit; ribosome. NCBI's taxonomy places the organism in Eukaryota, Metazoa, Mollusca, Gastropoda, Lepetellida, Haliotidae. Gene Ontology annotation, biological process: mitochondrial translation. The transcript is spliced from 3 exons. Gene Ontology annotation, molecular function: structural constituent of ribosome.
AAUAGCGUGAAUUUUAUCCUAGUGCCUCACAUUUACUGAUGACGUAGUUCACAAUCAGUUGAAGAGACGACAUGUGUCUGAUGAUCAUGAACUGAAACUUACUUUGUGAUCUUAUGCAAAGUUGAAAUUUGAGCAUGCCUCGUCUCCCUCCUCGUGUCAAUGACAUGGCUAUACGUCUGAUGCUGUCAGGCUGCACCAACCGGCCCUUCUACCAUAUCGUCGCCAUGUCGCGGAAGAAGGCUCGUGAUGCCAAGGCCACAGAACAACUUGGCAGCUAUGACCCAAUGCCAAACGCAGACAAUGAGAAGCUAGUGUCUCUUAACUUUGAGAGACUGAGAUAUUGGUUAGCCUGUGGAGCGAAUGCCACUAAGCCAGUCCAACAGUUACUCGGUCUUGCUGGCUUCUUCCCUGUUCACCCACUGAGCUACAUCAAGGCCAGGAGGAACCACCGAGCAGUCACAGAGAAACACAAGGAAGAGCCAGAGGAGUCAGGACCUUCACCUACGUAGUGCUGCCCAUCUUCAGCAGCCUGAUGCCUUUUGUGAUCUUGUUACUCCUUGUGGAUGACUUGUACAUUAGUUGUGUGGAUGACUGAUACAUACAUUAGCUGUGUGGAUGAAUGGUACAUUAACUGUGUGGUAGUUUGAAACAUUACACAAAGAUGUGAAACAGUACUUUCAGACUGCUGCCCUCUGCCUACAUACAUCUAUAGGAGUGUGUAUCUCGGGCCUCAAUCCAGUAUGACGUCGCACGGCUGCAGUUACCUUGGCUGUCAGAGACAUAUGCUGCUAGAUAUCUUCUGUCAAUACUGGGAACUAUUGUUAUGUUAAGCAAGUCCAAUGCUACCAGAACAAAUUGUCACUUGGCUACAAAUAAUAAACUUAACACCCCAUGUACCUACUAUGAUUUUCAGGCAUAUCAGAUGGGCAUAAUUGGUUUUACUUGAAAGUCUUCCUUGACAAAUGAAAACAGGAAUAUGUUUGUCUACACAAGACUAUGAUUCAUUUCCCUAAAGAAAUCUUAGUCCUACAAGUCUAGAAGUACAAGAGGUACUUUGUUAACAAAACCUAUCACCAAAACAUAGUGUGUUACUAUGUGUGUUAGUAUGUAUAUUCACACUGGGGUAUGUUAUGUCCAUUAUUUCAGCAGCUUGCUUUCCUUUGCAACAACCCUGUAUGUGCCUCUGCCAAGGUUGGAUGAUUUGAUUUAGAUGAGAGGGGAGGAAGCCUUGGUUCAAGGUUUAACAUGAUUGUGUAGAGUGCAGCAUGUUCAUAGCCCACAUGGUGUAGGCAGGUUAGCACCCCACCUCUGUCAGAGAUUUUGAUUCAACACUCUCAUGUAACGCCUGUGGCGUUAACAUUCAUAUCUCCCUUGAGCCGGUCGCUGAUGUUUGCAUGUUACUCACUAUUCUUGACUUGUGGAUUAUCAAUCCCACAAGGAGUCCGACAAUGUGUCCAUGCGCAGUCAAACCCCAUUGUCUCCAGCUCCUAGGGCCAAAAGGAAUAGUUCAGCUUAUUCAGGGUUCAACUUCUCUGGGGUUCAACACAUCUGACUCGACCCUAUUCCCGCCUGACCUGGCCAGCAGACAACAGAAAACAAACAUCAUGCGUGUCAUGUUAAUACCAUUUAUAUAAGUAAUAAAAAGAAUCAUUUGUGAUUUCUACAUUUA